AUGGAGAUGGAGGAAAAUUGGAGAGUGGACGUAGGUGGAGUGAGUGGCAGUAAGGGGAAGUACAAGAAAAGAGCGGCAGUGAGAGGAAAUUCGAAGGUUAAAAAGUGGGUUUCUGAAUUUAAGAAAGGUCGCACGAGCACUUCUGACGAACCACAUUCAGGACGCCCCGAUGAGGUCGCAACUCCCGAAAUGAUCGAACAAAUUUAUAAAAUGGUGAUAGAGGACUGCAGAUUAAAGAUAAAUGAGAUAGAUGACUGCUUCAAUCGAAAAUUUGGCGCUGUCGUUGCGAUGGCUAAAAUCAACGAAUUGAAAUUGGAAUUGUUCCCUCAUCCACCAUAUUCACCAGAUUUGGCCCCCUGCGAAUAUCAUCUGUUCCCUAACCUUAAAAAAUGGUUUGGAGGAAGGACUGCAAUUGCAGAGCCUAUUUUAUGGAAGGCUGCAUCACUGAAUAUGACUGAUGGGAAAAGGAAGCUUUGCGGCAGCUUAAGUCUUAUGCAGAAUCGAAAAAGGGAUCCUAUUAUUAGAACUGCAGAAGUCGAUUGUCACGCGAUGACAUAUUACCGCCAUUUGUGGUGCUAA
Messenger RNA from Belonocnema kinseyi, 579 nucleotides. RefSeq lists its product as uncharacterized. Lineage: Eukaryota; Metazoa; Arthropoda; Insecta; Hymenoptera; Cynipidae. Gene Ontology annotation, molecular function: nucleic acid binding. The transcript has 3 exons. The record is from RefSeq and is a predicted model, not a curated record. Bases 1 to 579 code for a protein of 192 amino acids.